AUGUCACUUGUAGCAGUAGAGGCUCUUAUCGACCUCUUCAACCCUCAGCCGUAUUGCUGUUCUGAAUGUGGUGAAACAUUUUCAGACAAUAGUAGUCUUCGGGUUCAUACAAGAAUUCACACAGGAGAGAAACCUCAUUGCUGUUCUGAAUGUGGUAAACGGUUCUCCACCAGUAGCCAUCUUCAGAUUCACAAAAGAAGUCACACUGGGGAGAAGCCAUAUUCUUGCUCUGAAUGUGGAAAACAUUUCUCCAUCAGAAGCCAUCUUCAGAUACACACAAGAAUUCAUAAUGGGAAGAAUAUGUAUUGCCUUUCUGAGAAUGGCAAACAAUUAUUGGAUAGUAGCAAUCUUCAGAGCCAUAUCAUAAGUGAUAUAGAGGAAAAUCUGCAAUGCAGUUCUGAAUAUGACAAAUGAUUACUCAGGAGAAUUUUUCAGGCAUAUAAAAGAAUGUUUACUUGCAUUCACAGGACAAAUCAUUGUUGUGCCAGUUUCUGUAAACCUCUUUCAGCUGCUGUUCACAGGGAACAAUUCUGGAGCUUCAAUCAGUGUUACUGGUAAGAAAUCACGCAAGGUUCUGUUCAUUUCCAUAUCAUGUCUACC
This is a messenger RNA of Erpetoichthys calabaricus (reedfish), 600 nucleotides long. Its product is annotated as gastrula zinc finger protein XlCGF9.1-like. The record is from RefSeq and is a predicted model, not a curated record. The transcript is spliced from 2 exons. Gene Ontology annotation, molecular function: DNA-binding transcription factor activity, RNA polymerase II-specific; RNA polymerase II cis-regulatory region sequence-specific DNA binding. Gene Ontology annotation, biological process: regulation of transcription by RNA polymerase II. NCBI's taxonomy places the organism in Eukaryota, Metazoa, Chordata, Cladistia, Polypteriformes, Polypteridae. The coding region runs from base 1 to 414 and encodes 137 amino acids.